Molecule: messenger RNA, 1107 nt
Organism: Alternaria arborescens
Lineage: Eukaryota; Fungi; Ascomycota; Dothideomycetes; Pleosporales; Pleosporaceae
Exons: 1
Coding region: 1-1107 (368 amino acids)
Source: RefSeq, a predicted model, not a curated record
AUGCGACUUACAUACAUCAACAACGAUCGUGGACCUCAUCCAAUGGACAAGGCUGUUCUGUCGUCUUCACAUCUGGACAACCUGGACUUUACUGCUCUUGCAUACGGACCAGAAGCCGUUUGUCCUUCGGAGAUGUCCGAGCUGAAACAGUGCCUACUCCAAGCCCGCAACUUGAAGACUCUGCGUUUGCAAGUCGGCGCCCUUUCCGGACACAUGAAUGACGACUACCAAGAGAGCCCACUCAAUCUUCCGUUUCGGGAGGGUGAUAUGUUCCCGGCACUCGAGGAGUUGACCUUAGAUCCAAAGCAUCAGAACUACUUUUCAACUGCAGAGCAUUGUCAGAUGUGGUCACGUUGCAUGGACUGGAGUCAGCUACAUACCCUAGAUUUCGGUGAAGGUACCCCUACAGCCCUUCUACAAGCAUUGACAGGACGUGUCUCACAGCUCAAGACAUUUAACUUCGGCUUCCGGGAGGGUUACAUGGGCGCUGCGAGGGCCUGUUGGAACUCGAACCAGGACAUGAAAGUUCUUGAGCGUUUUCUCAAUUCAAUCGAUGCACUGAGAAAUGUGAAGACGUGUUGUGAAGAUGACGUCCACGUGCAGAUGGUGCGACCUAAACUUCUAGCCAAGCAUGGACAGAGCCUGCGUAGUUUGGAAGCAAAGUAUUGGAGGGAUGUAGCGUGGGAACCCGAGCACUUUUACAAUCUAGCGGAGACAGCUCGAGGGGUAAAGGUAUUGCGAUUGCCAAUGAGAGUGCAGAGGAAAGAGGGAACGAAGGGGUUGAGCGUAUGGCCGGAUGAUCAGGCUACGCGCAAGACAUCGGCCAUCGCACGUCUGAGGAAGCUCUUCACCAUAUCCAGCUCGCAGAGGCAUGGUGUUUCGUCGCUUGAAUCCUCAACUCUGUCAUCUUCGCCAUGGACACCGCCGAGCGCCGCGGCUUACCGAUCUAUCCACUCAGCGCUGACUUCAUUCCGCCACCUCACACAGCUUCAACUCAGACUGUAUCUGCAGUUAGACUCAGACCAGUUGAUUUCGUACCCGCAUUCAGAUGCAUGGGGCUCACCUCAGAUCAAAGAGAAGGUUGCCCACAAAUUAAUGCUGCGCUAA